Messenger RNA from Henningerozyma blattae CBS 6284, 252 nucleotides. RefSeq names its product Sna2p (gene SNA2). The coding region runs from base 1 to 252 and encodes 83 amino acids. NCBI's taxonomy places the organism in Eukaryota, Fungi, Ascomycota, Saccharomycetes, Saccharomycetales, Saccharomycetaceae. Gene Ontology annotation, cellular component: membrane. The transcript has a single exon. The record is from RefSeq and is a predicted model, not a curated record.
AUGCAUGCUCAUGACUGGUUUCUCGUGUUUAUUGCAAUUUUUGUUCCUCCAGUAGCUGUAUGGCUCAAGAGAGGUAUCCGUUCCAAGGAUUUCGUAAUCAAUCUGUUAUUGUUCUUCCUAGGGUUUUUCCCUGGGCUGAUUCAUGCUUUGUAUGUGAUUUCCAAGCAUCCAUACACUGACCAUAUUAGAUUGUCUACAAACCCACUAGAAGAAUCUAACAGUAACCCAGUAGUUUACGGUUCACUAGCUUAA